This is a messenger RNA of Echinops telfairi (small Madagascar hedgehog), 4642 nucleotides long. RefSeq names its product RAD54 like 2 (gene RAD54L2). Bases 48 to 4436 code for a protein of 1462 amino acids. The record is from RefSeq and is a predicted model, not a curated record. Gene Ontology annotation, cellular component: nucleus. Gene Ontology annotation, molecular function: ATP binding; ATP hydrolysis activity; ATP-dependent chromatin remodeler activity. The transcript is spliced from 21 exons. NCBI's taxonomy places the organism in Eukaryota, Metazoa, Chordata, Mammalia, Afrosoricida, Tenrecidae.
GGUGUGGACCAUGAGUCGGUAAUGCCCACUGAGGACCUCUGGGAGCCAUGUCAGACGAAUCCGCCUCGGGGAGCGACCCGGACCUGGACCCGGACGUGGAGCUGGAGGAUGCGGAAGAGGAGGAGGAGGAGGAGGAGGAGGAGCGUGACAGGGAUGACGAGGAGGACCUGCUGGAUGAGCCAUCCCUGGAUGGCGUAUGUGACACGGAGUGUGCCCAGCCGGGGGAAGAUGGGCAGCAGCCACCACGGUGCACUUCAACUACCUCAUCUCAGUCUGAGCCUUCUGAGCCGCUCAGGCCCCACCAAGACAAGAGCCUGGCCUCCGAGGACCCCAAGAAGAAGAGAGCCCAGAAACCCUCGCACAUGAGGAGAAACAUCCGAAAGCUGCUCCGGGAGGAUCAGUUGGAGCCGGUCACCAAAGCGGCCCAGCAGGAAGAGUUGGAGAGAAGGAAGCGCCUGGAGCAGCAGAGGAAAGAUUAUGCCGCCCCCGUGCCCCCUGUGCUCCCCGUCCCCCUGGGACUGCUCCCCGAGGAGAUUGCCCUGAGAGCAGGAGAUGGCCCCCAGCUGCCGCCUCGGGUCCUGGCCCAGGAGGUCAUCUGUCUGGACAGCAGCAGUGGCAGCGAGGACGAGAAAAGUAGUCGAGACGAGGUGAUCGAGCUGAGCUCCGGCGAAGAGGACACACUGCACAUUGUGGACAGCAGCGAGUCUGUCAGUGAGGAGGAGGAGGAGGAGGAGGAGAAGGGUGGCACCCACGUCAAUGAUGUCUUAAAUCAGCGUGACGCUCUGGGCAGGGUGCUCGUCAACUUGAACCACCCUCCGGAGGAGGAGAACGUCUUCCUGGCUCCACAGUUGGCGCGAGCAGUGAAGCCUCACCAGAUCGGGGGGAUCCGGUUCCUGUAUGACAACCUGGUGGAGUCCCUGGGGCGGUUCAAGACCAGCAGUGGGUUUGGCUGCAUCCUGGCCCACAGCAUGGGCCUGGGGAAGACGCUGCAGGUGGUCUCCUUCGUGGACGUCCUCCUCCACCACACGCCCGCCAGGACCGUCCUCGCCAUCGUGCCGGUCAAUACUCUGCAGAAUUGGCUGGCAGAGUUCAACAUGUGGCUUCCAGCUCCCGAAGCCCUUCCCCCUGACAACAAGCCCGAAGAGGUCCAGCCCCGGUUCUUCAAAGUUCACAUCUUGAAUGAUGAGCACAAGACGAUGGCAGCUCGCGCUAAAGUGAUGGCCGACUGGGUGUCAGAGGGUGGGGUGCUGCUGAUGGGAUAUGAAAUGUACCGACUGCUCACCCUGAAGAAGUCCUUUGCCACAGGUAGACCGAAGAAAACCAAGAAACGGUCUCUCCCAGUCAUCAUUGAUCUGGAUGAGGAAGACCGGCAGCAGGAGUUUCGCAGAGAGUUUGAAAAGGCCUUAUGUCGUCCUGGCCCCGAUGUGGUCAUCUGUGACGAGGGGCACCGCAUCAAAAACUGCCAGGCCAGCACCUCGCAGGCCCUGAAGAACAUCCGGUCCCGCCGCCGCGUGGUGCUGACCGGCUACCCCCUGCAGAACAACCUCAUCGAGUACUGGUGCAUGGUGGACUUUGUGCGCCCCGAUUUCCUCGGAACCAGGCAGGAGUUCAGCAACAUGUUUGAGCGCCCCAUCCUGAACGGGCAAUGCGUGGACAGCACACCACAGGACGUCCGCCUCAUGCGAUACCGGAGCCACGUCCUGCACAGCCUUCUGGAGGGCUUUGUGCAGCGGAGAGGCCACACUGUGCUGAAGAUCCAUCUCCCAGCCAAGGAAGAGAAUGUGAUCUUGGUGCGGCUCUCCAAGAUCCAGCGGGAUCUGUACACACAGUUCAUGGACCGCUUCCGGGACUGUGGCAGCAGCGGCUGGUUGGGGUUGAACCCCCUGAAGGCUUUCUGCGUGUGUUGCAAGAUCUGGAAUCACCCCGAUGUGCUGUACGAAGCCCUUCAGAAGGAGAGCCUGGCCAACGAGCAGGACCUGGACGUGGAAGAACUCGGCUCGGCGGGGACAAGCACGCGCUGCCCCUCGCAGGGCACAAAAAGCAAGGGGGAGGACAGUGCCUUGGCCUCGCUGGGAGAGGCCACCAACAGCAAAUUCCUGCAGGGGGUCGGCUUCAGUCCUUUCCAGGAGCGCGGCAGCAGCAUUGUCACUUACGAGUGGGCCAAAGACCUUCUGACCAAUUACCAGACUGGCGUCUUAGAGAAUUCCCCCAAGAUGGUCCUGCUCUUCCACCUGAUUGAGGAGAGUGUGAAGCUAGGGGACAAGAUCCUUGUGUUCAGCCAGAGCCUGUCCACCUUGGCGCUCAUCGAGGAGUUCCUCGGGAAACGUGACGUGCCCAGCCUGCCUGGUGCCGAGGGGCAGGGGGCGCAGAAGUGGGUCCGAAACGUCAGCUACUUCCGGUUGGACGGCAGCACGCCUGCCUUCGAGCGGGAGCGGCUCAUCAAUCAGUUCAACGACCCCAGCAACCUCGCCACGUGGUUGUUCCUCCUGUCCACGCGGGCUGGAUGCCUGGGUGUGAAUCUGAUUGGUGCCAAUCGAGUAGUGGUGUUUGAUGCUUCCUGGAAUCCUUGCCACGAUGCCCAGGCAGUGUGCCGGGUGUACCGCUAUGGCCAGAAGAAACCCUGCCACAUCUACCGCCUGGUGGCUGACUUCACCCUGGAGAAGAAGAUCUACGACCGGCAGAUUUCCAAGCAGGGCAUGUCAGACCGGGUGGUGGAUGAUCUGAAUCCAAUGCUCAACUUCACCCGGAAGGAGGUGGAGAACCUGCUGCACUUUGUGGAGAAGGAGCCCGCACCCCAAUCGUCCUUGAACAUCAAGGGGAUCAAAGAGUCCGUCCUGCAACUUGCCUGUCUCAAAUACCCUCACCUCAUCACCAAGGAGCCUUUCGAACAUGAGUCAUUGCUGCUGAACCGAAAGGAUCACAAGCUGACCAAGGCCGAGAAGAAAGCAGCCAAGAAAAGCUACGAGGAAGACAAGCGCACGUCCGUCCCCUACACCCGCCCAUCGUACGCGCAGUACUACCCCGCCAGUGACCAGAGCCUGGCCAGCAUGCCUGCCUUCAGCCAGAGGAAUUGGCAGCCAGCCCUGAAGAGUGACGAAAAGCCCGUGGCCAGCGUGCGACCCGUGCAGUCCACCCCCAUCCCCAUGAUGCCUCGGCACGUUCCCCUGGGAGGCAGCGUGAGCGCCGCCUCGGCCACAGGCCCAUCGGUGAACUUCCCGAUCAACUACCUGCAGCGGGCAGGGGUCCUCGUGCAGAAGGUGGUCACCACCACAGACAUUGUCAUCCCUGGACUAAACAGCGCCACGGAUGUGCAAGCCAGAAUUUCUGCUGGUGAGAGUGUCCACAUCAUCCGUGGGACGAAAGGGACGUACAUCCGCACCAGCGACGGGCGGAUCUUUGCUGUCCGGGCCACUGGCCGACCCAAGGCCCCCGAAGACGGCCGGGCUGCCGCCUCAGGUUCUCAGGGGCCUUCCCACGAGUCCACAAGCAACGGCAGACACAGUGCCUCAUCUCCCAAAGCCCCGGAGCCUGAGGGGCUGGCCAGGCCCGUCUCCCCCGACAGCCCAGAGAUUCUCAGUGAGCUCCAGCAGUACGCAGAAGCGGCCGCCGCCCGGGGACCCCGCCAGAGCUCCCCCUGCACCCACACCGCCCAGCUCGUGGACAGCAGCGCUGUUCCUGGGACGGCUCUUGGGACUGAGCCUCGCCUUGGUGGUCACUGCCUCAACAGUUCACUCCUGGUGACCGGCCAGCCCUGUGGGGACAGGCACUCCGUCCUGGACUUGAGGGGCCACAAGCGAAAGCUGGCCACCCCGCCUGCUGCCCAGGAGUCAGUCCGCCGGCGGUCCAGGAAGGGCCACUUGCCAGCCCCCCUGCAGCCCUAUGAACACGGGUACCCAGUUUCUGGCGGGCUUGCCAUUCCACCCGUCUCCUUAAACCAUAACCUCACCCCACCCUUCACCUCCCAGGCUGGGGAGAACUCCCUGUUCAUGGGCAGCCCUCCCUCCUACUACCAGCUGUCCAACCUACUGGCAGAUGCCCGCCUGGUGUUCCCAGUGACCACUGACCCUCUGGUGCCAACAGGCCCCGUCAGCUCCUCUUCCACGGCUACCUCAGUCACUGCCAGCACCCCGUCCUUCAUGCUCAACCCCCCUGUGCCAGGGAUGCUGCCCAACUACCCGCUCCCCUUCUCUCAGCCACUCCUGCCGGAGCCCAGGAUGUUCGCGCCAUUCCCGUCCCCGGUUUUGCCCAGCACCCUCUCCCGGGGCAUGCCUGUCUACCCGGGCUACAUGUCCCCUCACGCAGGCUAUCCAGCUGGUGGUCUCCUCCGGGCCCAGGUGCCUCCGUUUGACCCGCACGAGGUCGCCGAGGUCGGGUUCAGCUCCAAUGAGGACGAGGACAAGGAUGACGACGACGUGAUCGAGGUCACUGGGAAGUAGCGAGCGGGAGCCCGCCCCGCUGAGAGCAGUGGUGGGGCUCUCCGAGAACAGGGCAGUUGGCAAAAGGACGGGGAAGCGGCGACCGUGGUGGCAGGACUCUUGCUGUUGUAGCCAUAGCAGGGGAGCCGGGACCCAGGUGGUGACGGGGCGGGCAGCCUGCCCCCCGCCCUUGCCUUGCUCACACCAUCUGCUCGCUCGCCCGCCCG